Messenger RNA from Sclerotinia borealis F-4128, 6084 nucleotides. NCBI's taxonomy places the organism in Eukaryota, Fungi, Ascomycota, Leotiomycetes, Helotiales, Sclerotiniaceae. The record is from the annotation of a GenBank genome assembly.
AUGGCUUCCAAUAUGGAUGCCAUCAGAUCUUCUGAGAAGAAUUGUACAGCAUAUGACCCUACACAUGUUGAAGGACAACAAACUGCGAUAUACGUUCAACUCGUCCUUUCACUAACUCUCGGAGUUUCUGCUUUCUUUGGAUUCUGUAUCCUGCGACCAAAAUGGAAGAGUUUAUAUGCAGCACGAAAAAGACAUGUUGAUGCUGCCGCACAUCUCCCAGAGCUGCCAGACACGCUUUUUGGUUGGAUGCCUGUCUUGUAUAGGGUCACAGAAGAACAGGUCCUUGCAUCUGCUGGAUUGGAUGCAUAUGUCUUCCUUUCAUUUUUCAAGAUGUCGAUGAAACUAUUCGGAAUCAUGUUCAUCAUAGCAGCUGCUAUUCUUGCCCCGAUCAAUCAACACUAUUAUUAUAUGUUCGAUCCGUUCGGAAAUUCGACGAGCCCUCCUAAUAUUCCAGAUUACUCGCGAUUAGAGGGUUGGCAUGGAGGAUGGAACGGAGCCUUAAUUUUCGAGGUGCCAAAAGACCUAGACGAGAAACUCCCUGACACCAGUUAUCUCUGGUCAUACCUAGUGUUUACCUAUGUUUUCACUGGACUCGCAAUAUAUUUUAUGAACAGCCAAACUCACCGCGUAAUCCAAGUUCGCCAAGACUACCUUGGAAGUCAAUCCACGAUUACCGACCGAACAAUUAAACUCUCUGGGAUACCUGAGGAAUUGAGGUCCGAACAAAAGAUCACCGAAUUCUUGGAGAAGCUCGAAAUAGGGAAGGUGGAAAGUGUGACUUUAUGUCGAAAUUGGAGAAAACUCGAUGAUAUGAUGGACAAGAGAGUGCAAGUUGUUAGGCGGCUUGAAGAGGCAUGGACUGUACACCUUGGCCAGCAACAACGUCCAACUAUAGGACCAAUACGGACUCAACAAUCAACACCGACCGCAGAAGUAGAGGAUGGGUCACAAGGUCAUGAGGGUGAUAAUCUUUUAGGAAGCAAUCACAUUACCGCAUAUGAUCAGCCAAGACCGACUACACGGAUCUGGUAUGGGCUUUUUAAUUUCCAAAGCAGGAGAGUAGACGCAAUUGAUCACUACGAAGAACAAUUGAGAAGUCUAGACGAUAUGAUCAAAGACGCAAGGAAGAAGGAAUACAAGCCUACGGCCCUUGCAUUUGUUACUAUGGACUCAAUACCCGCUUGUCAAAUGGCCGUGCAAGCUCUACUGGAUCCAACACCGAUGCAGCUGAUGGCAAGACCAUCCCCCGCACCCUCGGACAUCGUUUGGACAAAUACUUAUCUGUCUCGAUCGAAUCGUAUGAUUCGUUCUUGGGCAAUUACUAUUUUUAUACUCAUACUCACGAUAUUUUGGCUUAUUCCAGUGGCUGCUCUGGCUGGUCUCGUUAGUCUGUGCUCAAUUCGACAAGUUUGGCCGGGGCUUGCGGAUGUAUUGGAAAGCCACGACAUCCUCAAGGCUUUGGUUCAAACUGGCUUACCUACACUUAUUGUCUCGCUACUCAAUUUGGCAAUUCCAUUCUUGUACGAUUAUCUUGCAAAUAGGCAAGGGUCGAUCUCUCAAGGCGAGGUUGAGCUUUCCGUCAUAUCAAAAAACUUCUACUUCACCUUCUUCAACGUGUUCCUGGUUUUUACAGUCUUUGGUGCUGCGAGCAAAUUCUGGCCAGUCUUACAGGAGACAUUGAAAGAUACCACAAAGAUUGCAUAUACGCUAGCCCAAUCAAUUUCCGAUCUCUCCAUGUUCUAUACCAAUUUCAUCCUACUCCAGGCUCUUGGCCUACUACCUUUCAGGCUGUUGGAGUUUGGAAGUGUUUCCCUGUACCCUAUCACACUUAUGGGUGCUAAGACUCCUAGAGAUUAUGCGGAGCUUGUACAACCUCCAAUUUUCAGUUACGGGUUUUAUCUGCCAUCUGCACUUCUCGUCUACAUCCUAUGUAUUGUCUAUAGCAUACAGCCAGCAGGCUAUCUUGUCCUGUUAUUUGGACUAGCAUACUUCGCUUUAGGCUAUUACACCUACAAGUACCAACUUUUGUAUGCUAUGGACCACCCACAGCACGCCACUGGAGGUGCUUGGCCUAUGAUUGUCUAUCGUCUUCUUGUCGGCUUAGGUUUCUUUCAACUAACUAUGGCUGGAGUUAUCGCUCUAAGGAAAGCUUUUACACCAGCUAUACUCGUUGUACCGUUAAUACCAUUCACAAUCUGGUACAGUUAUUAUUUUCGAAGGACUUUCCAGCCACUUAUGAAGUUUAUCGCCCUGAGAAGCAUUAGAAGAGAUAGCAAUCCAGAUAUAAAUCUCGCUGGUGAGGAUAUCGGCGUUGGAACACCCCCAGGAAAUAUUCGUAGAGGCAGUACAGUCGACGAGGCUAGGGAGAAAGGCAUGAGAUAUAUCAAUCCAAGUCUCAUUGUACCAUUGGAAAAUAUCUGGAUCAACAAGGUCCCAGAGUCUGAGCCUAAUGGCAGCACCCCACAUUUAAAUCGUGAGGAAUCUGCUGCGAGCUCUAUAAGCCUUGGAGAUACACAUAUAUGGAGAGAGGUCGGCGAUGCAAAUCCAGUAAUUACAAUUAUCUCCUACCAAUCAACCAUCAUCAAUACCGAAGCCGCCCACCCGGGGGCUGUCGACACGACGUCUUCCCAGAUUCUCUUAUCAAGAGCAAUCGCAGAUCAUAGCUCAACUUCUCGCCCACCAGUUACUAGAAGGGCAUACACUUCAAUCGCUGUUACAUCUGUCUACGAGUGUCCGACAAGACAUAUCAUGACGAUUGGAGACGCAGCCAGGGCAUCGAAAGAUGUAGGAUUGGAUGGUGAGCAGAGGGGGGAGUUCAACUACGACGCGAGCAGACGACGCCAGUCAAUUUCAGACAUGACUGAUGUUUCCGCGCGUCAUCCUAUGUUUGCAGCAUCAGACUUGGGCGCUUCAAUCAAUGAUACAGGUGUCGAUCCCCCAUUUCCGUUCAAUCCCUGGGAACUUCCACGACUCGAUUCUGUCCCAGAUAAACAAGGGAAACGCGAUAAAGGAAAAGAAGUUGAACGUGGAAGAACGUUAGAGCGGGGUCCAAGAUACCCAAAUCCUCUCGAAAAGGCCGAAUCGCGGCCUAAAAGAAACAAAACAACCAUUGAGGUGGAUGGUCGACCCAUACGGACACGCGAUCGAAGCCAUACUCUUCAUGAUAACCCUAACGAUCCUUGUGCAAUCUUCGAUGACGAAUUGUUAGAGCCGUUAAGAAAUAUACAUCAACAAGACAGUUUUUCAGAAGUACUCAGCGGGCAUGCAUCUCCAGCCAGUUUGAACGGUUCGCUUGAUAUCCAGGAACUCAAGGGGCGACUUCGAUCUAGGACCCUUGGAGGAAGUUCUAUGGGCUCCACUAUAUCACCUGUUGAAUCACUCACUCGAACCGUUACAACAGUUUAUAACGAUUCCCCUCCUGUUUCCCCAGACCCUACCUUACCAACCGGAUCAUCUUCUCAUCUCCUACCUAGUAUUGAUCGAUUGGAAGAAUCUGCCCGUCAGUCAACAUCAUUCACCUUCUCAAAAUUACCUACCGAGAUCCUUCAACAAGUAUAUGAAUACCUGACACCGGCAGAUUUUAAUUCUGCCAGACAUACAUGUCGAACAUGGCUUCUCACUAGCAUAGAUCGCUCCCUCCUCGAAAACAUGAUCCGUCGUGGCGGUUGGGACGCUAGCUGUCAACAGGAAAUUUCCGAUACAAAGUGUACGAAGUUUCGACAUGAAUCCGAAUAUGAGUGGUUCAUGAGUAAACGGAUCUCGAGAGAAUGUGCUCUUGGGCCAAAUUGGAGGGGUUACGGAGUACCAGUAAGCUCAGAUAACUUUCCACCGGAAUCAAAACAAUCGGCAUUUAUACAAGCUGCAACUGUAGACUUCACAGAAGUCGCUGUUCAAUAUCAGGAUACGACUCCUGCUGGAACUGUUUUUACGGUGAGUAGCUGUGGGAAGUUCUUGAUGGCUGCAAAUGGCUGUUUAAUCUAUGUUUAUGAACUAAACAAAAGUCAUCGUGAUGUGAAUGAUUGGCAUGAAGUGCAACCUGGUUCUUUGCGUCCAGUCACUAGUAUCAUAUGUCCACACAGAGUAUUGGCUUGCAGUAUGGAUACAUCUUCACAUAGGUAUGCAAUUGCUGUUCUACUCGAUGGUCGCAUGGGUCUUGUUUGCGAUAUCGCUCUUAGCAACAUUGCCCCUCCUAGUUCUUCGGAACCUGAAACUUCGGAUCUGUCCUCGCACCAUUCAAGUCGUUUGGAUCUCUCACUUCCCCCAGGAAGUGACUUGAACCAUGGUGUCUCGUUUCUCGACCGCGUAAGCUUGGAUAGUUCAGCUCCUGUACAAAGAGCUGGAAGAUCCACAACCGCUUUCGUUUUCCCUGGGAUAGCUACAACUCGCAGUAGUGGUAGUUCUCCGGGGUCCGGGCGAUGUCCAGAGUAUCAUGACGCGCUCAGAUCAGCUAGUGCCAUAAAAAGCUCAUAUCCUCCCGAAGAAACUGGCCCGCACCACGUAGGAACAGGAGGUCGAUUGCGGAGCAAGCUACCAGCUCGUAGAGGUUCAAAUCCAGAUGCGAGAGACAUGCCUGUUGAGUCGGGCCCGCGCUCAAUAUAUCGAAACCUCUGUUCUGAGGACGACCCUCCUCGCUCAGUGGCAAUUUGUCCGCAACGACGAUGUGUGGCUUUUGGCUGCUCGGCUGGUAUUGAAUUGCAUUGGGUUGAUGCUUUGACCGGGCAAGAUCUGAAUAGGUGGUUUCCACUCACUGCUCCUAGCGAUUUCUUAUUCUUCUUACCACCGCGGAAAAGCGUGGACUCUGCGAAAAAGUUGAGGCUCAUUAGUAGCGCGGCUAGACCCAGUGAAUGUGCAGCUGUACAUGAGAGAGCAUAUGGAAGAAGAUCACGAGGUGCUUCAUUUUGGCAAAGAAUCGGAUGGAGUGGAAGCCAAGGAGACAAUAGCGAAGAAAUGGAACGUGCCCAGCAGAUUCUGGCACCGGUAGGAAGAUUUCGAAGUGAUUCCGGCAGAAGGGUGGAUCAUUCUGAUCACUAUCGAGCCGUGCCACUUAGUGAUGGGUAUCACAUCUUGUUUACUGAUCCACGUACGGGAGCUCUCUGCAUGGGUAGUGACGCACCUGUUGGAGGACCUACCAAGUUACUUCGCAAAGUUUGGUUCGAGGGACCAGAAGGUAGAGGCAGUCCAACAGUUUAUGCUGGAGGUUCCGACUUGAGCUGGGGAGUGAGAGUUGUGGCAGCAUUUGGAAGUGGCGCGGAACAGAGUAUCUGGAUGUUUUCAGUUCCUGGGGAUGUGUUCAAUGCGGCUCAAAGCUCACAAAAUCUGCUGGAAAGCUCGGUUAUGCAUAGACGAGGUGCUUCCAAGAAUUCCAAAAACAUGCAGUGGCUGGACUGGUGGCCUGACCAUGGACUCCAAGGAUGGCUUAAUCUUAUUCGACAUCCAGUGCCUGGAAUCCUUCCGGGAAACAUGUGGCCAGUUAGGAUCAAGGGCCAAAAGAUUGGAACGUGCUCUGGCAUCGUCGAUCUUGCAAUCGAUUCGAGUCAAGGUGUCACCAUUUGGGCAUUUAGCAUGGACGGAGUUGCCCAGAUCUGGCGUUUGGACGAUGGACAGCAUAGUGAUAUUACGAAGUUAAGUGUGUUAAGAGAUGGCACAAUACGAGAACAUGAUUAUGAGGGCGAUGUUGAAAUGAGUGGCACUUUUCUCAUAUCGGAUAUUCUUCAACAUCGCUCACAACUAGAACAACAAUCCUUUGAUGGGACCAUUUCCCCCGAUGCAUCAAUGAUUAUCACUGCACAAAGAGGCUCGGGCUGGAGCUACCAAAGUCUGAACUAUGAUUCGGAAGGCGAUGUUAUUAUGGAAGACGUAUAUGGGCCGGGUGUUGACAUGCCAGCCGAGUGGUCACAGCCAGAGAUGGAAUAUGAGGCGAGAGAACCGGUUCAGGAUCAACAGUAUCAGUAUUUGUUAUCGCGUUGGCCACGAUCGGCGACGGGGUAUAGAAGGUGGUGGGAGAGGGCUGCUUCGAGUGGUGGUGAUAUGGCGAGGGUGGUGGAGGCGAGGGGCGUUACGAGGAUUGAAAUUGAAAUUCGUUGA